AAUGCACAUUUCACUCUACUUCCAUUUGUGGGUUCCCAGGCCAAGCCUGCCACUGACCUUCUGUAUGACCCCGGGUGAGUCACUUGACCCUUUGGAACCUCCGUAUCUCUUCAUCAAAUUGAGAAGCUUAGCCUAGAAGAUCUCUUGGAAAUUGGGCUCUUUUGAGAGGCUUGAGGGAGGACGUGGCUGGGAGUAGGGAGAGAAUUGGACCUCCUCAUCUCCCCAGGGAUGGGACUAAGCCAGGUGAUAUCAUAAUGGGCAGUGCCCAUCCUAAAGGAGGAAACAGGGUGGGGUAGGAGCAGAAAGUCUGUGCGGGAGAGAAGUUGAGAGAUCCUCCACAGGAGGGUCACAGCAACUAGGGGCACCUGCCAGGCUGGCGGUGUGGGCUCUCUGGGAGAGGGGGUGGUCACUGAUGUUUUGCAGGAGACCUUGGUAGGUAGAGCCUACCACAGCACUCCCUACACCACUAUGUUCCUCUCCUCCCGUAAGACCAAGACUCCCAUCAGCACCUACAGUGACUCCUACAGGGCUCCAACCUCUAUCAAGGAGGUCUAUAAGGACCCACCUCUAUGUGCCUGGGAAGCCAACAAGUUUGUGACCCCGGGCCUGGCUCAGAGCAUGCGGCGUCAUGUGGAUUCUGAAGCCCUGCAGAAGAUGCUCAAGUGUGCUGUGCAGGACUAUACUUAUAAGGGAUCCAUACCAGGCCACCCCUACUUGCCUGAGAAAUACUGGCUCUCUGAAGAGGAAGACAAAUGCAACCCUAACUAUUUGUGCAGUGACCGGUAUAACACAUGGAGGAUGGGACCUUGCAACUGUACCGGCUGUAACAAAUAUACCACAUGCCUUCCCCGACUGCCUAAGGAGGCCGGGAUGGAGACAGUAGUUCGAGGAAUGCACUUGGAGUACCCUCCUAAGCCGGAGCGACUCAAUGCCUAUGAGCGCGAAGUGGUGGUGAACAUGCUGAACUCGCUGUCAAGGAACCAGCCGCUGCCACAGAUCACGCCCCGAUGCCGGUGCAUGGACCCGCUGCUGGGCCGCCUGCCCUUCCAGGGUUAUGAAAGCACUUGCUCAGGACGCCACUACUGUCUGCGUGGGAUGGACUACUGCAUCACUGGGGCACCCUGUACAGAACGCCACCUGCGGCCUUUGUGCUCCGUGCAGCCGACUGUAAGGAGUGUAUCGCCUUACGAGCACCGGCCAGGAAUGCAAUGUGCUGUUAUAACUUCCCCGCCAGCAUACUACCCAUAUCCAAACCUUAGAUGGGACACAAGUCACUUCAAGAAGACUGGUGGGCCCCAGAGAAACAACUAUGUCAUCCACCCUGAGUUUGUGUCGGAGAGUUUCCCUGACUACCACUGCUGGUAGAACCAGGGAUAGCUACGUAAGGAGGCUGAGCAAUAAAUAAACUUUUCACCCC
This is a messenger RNA of Pteropus alecto (black flying fox), 1417 nucleotides long. RefSeq names its product chromosome unknown C9orf24 homolog (gene SPMIP6). Bases 469 to 1365 code for a protein of 298 amino acids. The record is from RefSeq and is a predicted model, not a curated record. Gene Ontology annotation, cellular component: perinuclear region of cytoplasm; manchette. NCBI's taxonomy places the organism in Eukaryota, Metazoa, Chordata, Mammalia, Chiroptera, Pteropodidae. Gene Ontology annotation, molecular function: alpha-tubulin binding. The transcript is spliced from 7 exons.